UGGUGUCACACGUGUGAUUGAGCGUGCGUUUUAUCUUGCCUCACAAGAACCCUUAUUUCUUCCGUUCUCUUCUCGACCCCUCCACCAAUCUCCGCAUCCGACGCCUCCCCCACGGCCUCCGAGCCCUCGUUCUCUUCGGUCGAAAGAUCGCCGCCGCUGCCGCCGUCCUCCGGUCUCCCCUCUCUGGAGGAUCCCCGUGGCCUCCGAUCUCGGCUUUAGAGGUACAUUACCUGCAGCAAAAAUGUCUCGUAAAGGAUUAAUGGAGCAGGACCUGAGUAAGCUGGAUGUGACAAAACUGCAUCCACUGUCGCCAGAAGUUAUUUCACGUCAAGCUACAAUUAAUAUUGGUACCAUUGGUCAUGUGGCCCAUGGAAAGUCAACUGUUGUAAAAGCUAUUUCUGGUGUUCAGACUGUUCGUUUUAAGAAUGAGCUGGAGAGAAAUAUCACUAUCAAGCUGGGAUAUGCUAAUGCAAAAAUAUAUAAAUGUGAAGAUGAUAGAUGUCCACGACCAAUGUGCUACAAGGCCUAUGGAAGUGGAAAGGAAGAUAGCCCUCUAUGUGAUGUGCCAGGAUUUGAGAACACCAGGAUGAAACUCCUAAGGCAUGUCUCGUUUGUAGACUGCCCGGGCCAUGAUAUUCUUAUGGCUACAAUGCUCAAUGGAGCUGCAAUCAUGGAUGGAGCAUUGCUUUUGAUUGCUGGAAAUGAAAGCUGCCCCCAGCCUCAGACUUCUGAGCAUCUGGCUGCUGUUGAAAUCAUGCGACUUCAGCAUAUUAUUAUUCUGCAGAAUAAGAUUGAUCUUAUUCAGGAAAGCGUGGCAAUUAAUCAGCAUGAAGCAAUUCAGAAAUUUAUUCAGGGUACAAUUGCUGAUGGGGCACCUGUUGUACCUGUCUCUGCUCAGUUGAAGUAUAAUAUUGACGUUGUUUGUGAGUAUCUUGUUAACAAAAUCCCUAUCCCGGAGAGGGACUUUACUUCACCACCAAACAUGAUAGUCAUUCGUUCUUUUGAUGUAAAUAAGCCUGGUUCUGAGGUUGAUGAGAUAAAAGGUGGUGUUGCGGGUGGCAGUAUCCUUAGGGGAGUUUUGAAGGUAAACGAGCCUAUUGAAGUCCGUCCUGGUAUUGUUGUCAAAGAUGAGAACGGCAACAUCAAGUGCACUCCAAUAUAUUCCAGGAUAGUUUCACUUUAUGCUGAGCAAAAUGAGCUCCAGUUUGCAGUUCCUGGGGGUCUCAUUGGAGUAGGCACCACGAUGGACCCUACACUGACGCGUGCUGAUAGGCUGGUGGGUCAGGUUCUUGGGCAAGUUGGGUCUCUGCCUGAUGUUUUUGUUGAGCUCGAGGUGAAUUUUUUUCUCCUCCGGAGGCUUUUGGGGGUGAGGACAAAGGGCACAGAAAAACAAGGGAAGGUAUCUAAGCUUGCAAAGGGUGAGAUCCUGAUGUUGAACAUAGGAUCGAUGUCAACAGGGGCGCGAGUGAUUGCUGUGAAAAAUGAUCUAGCUAAGCUUCAGCUCACUGCACCAGUGUGCACAAGCAAAAAGGAGAAGGUGGCCCUCAGCCGGCGGGUCGAGAAACAUUGGCGUCUCAUUGGUUGGGGCCAGAUCCAGGCUGGUGCGACCCUAGACGUCCCACCGUGCUCUAUUUAAAUCAAAGAAUCUUGCAGGUGAAGAGAAGCACAAAAGCAGAAAAAGUACAGCAUUAAGAGGUUUGUGAGAAGUCAUGUGGGAGGGUAGACAGCUUCUAGGAACAGUUUUUGUGAGAUGGAGAAGAAAACAGAACAAUGUUGAAGUUUUGUGUUUCAAAAUUUUAUCUGAUGCGAAGAGUAUUUAUCAUUAAUAUCAAUCAACAACCACUAUAUCUUGAAUUAAAAUGGGUGUAUUUUCU
Molecule: messenger RNA, 1874 nt
Organism: Elaeis guineensis (African oil palm)
Lineage: Eukaryota; Viridiplantae; Streptophyta; Magnoliopsida; Arecales; Arecaceae
Product: eukaryotic translation initiation factor 2 subunit gamma
Biological process (GO): formation of translation preinitiation complex
Cellular component (GO): eukaryotic translation initiation factor 2 complex; cytosol
Molecular function (GO): translation initiation factor activity; tRNA binding; GTPase activity
Source: RefSeq, a predicted model, not a curated record